AUGCUGGAGUUUCCAAUAUCAGUUCUGCUAGGAUGCCUAGUAGCCGUCAAGGCACAAACCACGUUUCCAAACUUCGAGAGCGAUGUGCUGAACGAGCAUAACAAGUUCAGAGCGCUACAUGUUGACACAGCGCCGCUCACCUGGUCCGACACUCUGGCCACCUAUGCGCAGAACUACGCCGACCAAUAUGAUUGUUCGGGUGUCUUAACGCAUUCCGAUGGCCCAUAUGGUGAGAACCUUGCCCUUGGUUACACAGACACGGGAGCGGUGGACGCCUGGUACGGGGAGAUAAGCAAGUAUAAUUAUUCAAAUCCCGGAUUUUCUGAAUCCACGGGUCACUUCACACAGGUGGUUUGGAAGUCAACCGCCGAGAUUGGAUGUGGUUAUAAAUAUUGUGGUACGACAUGGAACAAUUAUAUUGUGUGCUCCUACAACCCUCCUGGAAACUACCUGGGUGAGUUUGCAGAGGAAGUGGAACCACUUAUAAGCACUGUUUCCUCGUCCUCAUCCUCGUCCUCUUCUACCUCAACUACAUCAGACACAGUCUCCACCAUCUCAUCCAGUAUUAUGCCCGCUGUAGCGCAAGGGUAUACAACAACGGUAUCGUCUGCGGCUAGCAGCAGUUCUUUAAAAUCGACGACCAUAAACCCUGCCAAGACCGCUACCCUCACUGCGUCCUCUUCUACCGUAAUUACUAGUAGCACAGAAUCAGUUGGAUCCUCCACUGUCUCAUCAGCCUCAAGCUCUUCUGUCACUACUUCCUAUGCUACCUCCUCGAGUACCGUCGUCUCUAGUGAUGCUACUUCAUCCACUACCACCACCUCAUCGGUUGCUACAUCGUCCAGUACCACUUCUUCCGACCCUACCUCGAGCACUGCUGCUGCUUCUUCUUCUGAUCCUGCCUCAAGUUCCGCUGCCGCUUCCUCCAGCGCGAGUACCGAGAACGCCGCUUCUUCUAGCAGCGCCAUCUCGAGCUCUUCAUCAAUGGUUUCUGCUCCUUUGAGUAGUACUCUUACUACUUCCACCGCAAGCUCCAGAAGUGUAACUUCCAAUUCAGUUAAUUCUGUUAAGUUUGCAAACACAACUGUGUUUUCUGCUCAAACAACCUCUUCUGUAAGCGCCUCAUUAUCAUCAUCUGUAGCUGCUGACGAUAUUCAGGGUAGCACUUCCAAGGAGGCCACAAGCUCAGUUUCCGAACAUACUAGUAUAGUAACUAGUGCAACUAAUGCUGCCCAAUAUGCAACGAGACUUGGGUCAUCUUCCAGAAGUUCUUCCGGGGCCGUCUCUUCCUCAGCUGUGUCGCAAUCUGUUCUGAAUUCCGUUAUAGCCGUCAACACCGACGUAUCUGUAACCUCAGUUAGUAGCACAGCCCAUACCACAAAGGACACCGCCACCACUUCAGUAACCGCCUCAGAAAGUAUCACUUCGGAAACUGCUCAGGCUUCAAGUUCAACAGAGAAGAAUAUUAGUAACAGUGCCGCCACAUCGAGUAGCAUUUACUCCAACAGUGCUUCUGUGUCAGGACACGGUGUAACAUACGCUGCCGAAUACGCCAUUACAUCCGAGCAAUCCUCUGCGCUUGCCACAUCUGUGCCUGCUACAAAUUGCUCUAGUAUCGUGAAGACCACAACUUUAGAAAAUUCGAGUACCACAACCAUCACAGCCAUUACUAAGAGUACUACAACCUUGGCCACUACUGCUAACAACUCCACAAGGGCAGCUACCGCAGUAACCAUAGAUCCCACAUUGGACCCUACCGACAACUCAGCUAGUCCAACCGACAAUGCUAAACACACCUCUACAUAUGGAUCUUCUUCCACAGGCGCAUCUUUAGAUAGCUUACGCACAACCACCAGUAUUAGUGUCUCAAGCAACACCACACAGUUAGUCUCUACCUGCACUUCCGAGAGCGAUUAUUCCGAUAGUCCUAGCUUCGCCAUCUCCACUGCCACCACCACUGAAAGCAAUCUGAUCACAAACACCAUCACAGCUUCUUGUAGUACGGAUAGUAAUUUCCCUACCUCCGCUGCUUCUUCUACAGAUGAGACGGCCUUCACUAGAACAAUCUCGACAUCUUGUAGCACUUUGAACGGCGCCUCAACCCAAACCAGUGAGCUAACCACAUCGCCUAUGAAAACCAACACGGUGGUUCCAGCUUCUUCUUUCCCUUCAACUACAACCACUUGUCUAGAAAAUGAUGACACUGCCUUUUCUAGUAUCUACACUGAAGUCAACGCCGCAACUAUCAUUAACCCCGGAGAAACAUCUUCUCUCGCUAGCGAUUUCGCCACAUCUGAAAAGCCAAACGAGCCCACUUCUGUCAAAUCCACCUCAAACGAAGGCACCUCUUCCACAACAACAACCUACCAACAGACUGUUGCUACACUGUAUGCCAAGCCCUCCAGCACAAGCCUAGGUGCAAGAACAACUACUGGUAGCAACGGUCGUUCAACUACCAGCCAACAAGACGGGUCUGCCAUGCAUCAGCCAACUUCCUCGAUCUACACUCAACUAAAAGAAGGCACAUCAACCACCGCAAAACUUUCUGCAUACGAAGGUGCUGCAACACCUCUUUCCAUUUUCCAGUGCAAUAGUCUAGCUGGAACGAUUGCCGCUUUUGUCGUAGCUGUUCUGUUCGCCUUCUAG
This is a messenger RNA of Saccharomyces cerevisiae S288C, 2646 nucleotides long. It is a transcript of the gene PRY3, whose product is annotated as Pry3p. Gene Ontology annotation, cellular component: extracellular region; membrane. The record is from RefSeq and is marked reviewed. The transcript has a single exon. NCBI's taxonomy places the organism in Eukaryota, Fungi, Ascomycota, Saccharomycetes, Saccharomycetales, Saccharomycetaceae. Gene Ontology annotation, biological process: fatty acid transport; sterol transport. Bases 1 to 2646 code for a protein of 881 amino acids.